This is a messenger RNA of Amoebophrya sp. A120, 1634 nucleotides long. NCBI's taxonomy places the organism in Eukaryota, Dinophyceae, Syndiniales, Amoebophryaceae. The record is from the annotation of a GenBank genome assembly.
AAUUGAUGCCGCUUGUCGCGCCCUUGUCAGUGGGAUUAUUUGCUAUUUCGGAUGAUGCCAAGGAUACGGACGAGAAAGUAAAAGAGAUACUAGCACAUUCUAGUGGUAUACUUAGUUUUCCUUGGAAGAUCUACUAAGCGGUAUUGAAGAUGGUGUCGUGUUGCGCGAAGCCGCCACCGAGUCCGGUCGCCAAGCCGGACAUUAUGAGCCCCGGAGCGGAAUUAACAAAUUGGAACGCGAACCUUUUUUUCCGCGACGGGAGAUGAUUCCUGGUUCUACAGCAUGCAUGAUCUUCUCCAGAAAUCAACUGUCGUUCGUGGCAAGAACAUGUGAUGUCACAGCAAGCAAAAUUUUGCCCGUGGAAGAUCAGGUUUCAAGUUGCAAUUUGAUAAGGGACAAAGCCACUAGAACUCGGAGAAGUGGUGGUCGAGACCAAAAAGCCCACGCUAGUCGAGGAAAAGGUGGCGGAGAAACCGGCAAAGGUAGAGGAUGCUCCGGCGGUCGCACCAACUGCAGAAGGUACAACCUACGGUGUCGUGUAAAGUGUGCCUUCUACAUGUUAAAAGGUGAACGCCGUAAGAUUAAGAAGUAGAAGUUGCAACGGUACUAUAACAGCACGCCAUACAACAACAUCAUACUACAAUGAAUGAUAGAGAAACGACGGGACCAAGAAACAAAAUCAUCUCACCGUACACCUUUCUUUACCUUUGCGAUUUUACACAACAGAGCCCGCAGCACCGGAGCCAGAAAGCAGCGCGCCAGCAGUGGACGAGCCAGAACACGAGGAAACCGCAAAAGUUGGAGAGGAAAACUACUUCUCAUCAUCUUUUAUGGUAUCAUGUUGAAGCAUGGUUGUGAUCAAGAACCUGCUGCUGCAGUUUGAUCUUCUACUUGUUUACCAGAUCUUCGAUUCUUAAGAUGGUAUUUUCUAGGAAAAGCUCCCACCUGCUGCAUCUCCAUUCUUGUCUACUAGUACUUCUUGCUCUUCUACAAGCGAAUUGCAAUUGUGUGUACAAAUUUCAAUCUGCCAUCAAAAUCCACACCCAACAACCAGACAUUCGACGAGAAGAAGGCUGUUUUUGAACCAGAAAACGUGGGUGAAGCGGAGGCCGACGAAGGCAAUGGCGUGCCGUGCAACUUCCAAAUCGAUGGUCUCACAAGCAACAUCGCCGCACUGCACAUAGCACAGAAGGUAGGAAAAAGAAAAAGAGAAACCUGCUUCCUGAUUACUGCAAUUUGCGUGUGCUAACUCUAGAGUGUCAUUCUUCUGCGGCCGGGUACUCGCCACUUGAUGACCAGUAUAACAAAUAUGUAUCAAAAAUCCUCGAACCAAGAGCAAGAGCAUCAACAUCAAAAAUUCCAGAGUUUCUACGCAAGCAUGGCGCCAGCACCCCCUGGCAUGAGCAUUUUGCGACCCCCGGCGCCCCUGCAGACACCAAACUUGACAACGGAAUGGUCGUGGGGCCAGCAAAGCACGCCGACAACAAGUAGUAAACAUCGAUUUCAUGCUGCUUCCGACGCUCUUGCAUGCAUGCAACUCUCAUUCUGCUCGGUUUGCAAUGGUACAAAGAAAACAAUGAAAAUUGGCCUAGCAGUCGUCCAGGAGAUUCAACAGCCUUUUCAACCUGAAAAAA